Molecule: messenger RNA, 2247 nt
Organism: Schistocerca americana (American grasshopper)
Lineage: Eukaryota; Metazoa; Arthropoda; Insecta; Orthoptera; Acrididae
Product: caskin-1-like
Exons: 1
Coding region: 1-2247 (748 amino acids)
Source: RefSeq, a predicted model, not a curated record
AUGCUGGUGAGCCCCGCGACUAGCGGUAGGACCGCCGCCCCGCCGCCGGUGCCCCCACGGCCCAACAAGCUGGUGGUGGCUGCUGCACUCGCGAAGACUCGCGCCGGGGGCGGCGCCCUAUCGGUACCGACGCGCAAGGCGCCACCCCCGCCCGUUCCAGGCGAGCCGGGGGUGGUGCGCGCUGCCGCCGCUAGGCUAGCUGCCGCUGCUGCCUCCGCGUCGCCAACCCCCGAGAGGAAGCUGCUGACCAGGCAUUCUGAGGUCAGCGCGUCUGGAGCGUCGCUGCCUGCUGCCAGAGUCUGUGACGUGAGGCUGCAGCAGGCUAUCCCCAUUGGAAGGUCCACCGGAUCGAGACAGCAAUUGUCCGCACCCAACGCAAGACCCAGUGAAGCUGGACAACAACAGUCUGCUCCCAGUGGUAAACCUGUGGAAAGACAGCAACACUCCACCCUCAAUGGCAGACCUGUGGAGAGACAGCAACACUCCACCCCCAAUGGCAGACUUGUGGAAUCGACACAGCAGCAGUCCACCACCAGUGGAAGACCUAGUGAGUCCUUCCAUUGUGUAAGACCUGUGGAGUCGGGGCACCAGCAGUCUAUCCCCAAUGGCCGACUAGUGGAGUGGAGACAGCAACAGUCUGUCCCCAGUGGAAGACAACAGUCCACCCCAAAUGGAGGAAUUGUGGGAGAGUCCGCCACCAACGGAAGGCUCACAGAGCCAGAUCAGCAACAAUCCAUCUCCAAUGGAAAACUUCCAGAUUCGAAUCAGCAGCAGUUGUCUGUCUCCAUUGGAAAACCUGCUGAGUCGAGACAGCAGCAGUCUGCGCCACCUCCUGCACUGCCCCGCAUUUCCUCAACGAGCAAGCCUGUCGAGCUGCGGCAGCAGAAGUCUCAUGCACCACCCCCGCCACCCCCAGAGACCAAGUUGAUGGACGACGAAAUUGCACCUCAUAGAGAGCAGUGCACGUUUCAGGAACAACCGACACUGCUGCCGUCACUAAAGACUAAUAUAUCCUCUACACAGACCAAGGUCUCUCCUACAAGCGUCGUGUCUCACACCUCGGAACAGAGGCUACCGUCAAAAGAUGCCAAAGAGGUACCGCGACAGCGCUCUCUGUCAGAAUUCAGAGGUAAGCCAGAAGAGCCGCUCGAACAGGAACUUAGUCACCAAUCACUUCCGCACACUGUAGUGCCAGCACCAAGAAGCAUAGCGGGCAGCUUAGAGCGGAAAUCAGAACAGAAAACACCACCAAAGGACGCCAAAGAGCUGGUCAAGGAAGUCUGUAAACCAAACAGUCGACCAGACAGUGGACGUGCACAAGAUCAUACACCACCACUCCUGUCUGAAAUCAAGAUAGAAGUAAAACCUCAACAGAGUCUAGAACGGGAAGUUUUACCAGAAGAUGACAAAGGUGUGAACUCUGCAGAUUCAAACUGUCGUGAAACGUCGCUCUGCAGCCGAGAGUCGAAAGUAAAAUUAACAUCAGGAGAAAAAUCGAGAGAUCUAGUCCACACAAGUGGCGUCAAAGGGUUAGUGUCAUUGGAGCAAAUCCCAAAACAAGCACAUGAGACUAACUGCACAUCUAAACAACUGUCUUUGGCACGAAACGGCGUUCCAGUGACGUCAGAAGGAGAACGUUGCGUCAGUGAGAGCAAACUUGGGUCUACGGAGAUCGGUGGAGUGGAGCAACAGGCAACAGAGAGUAAAGGAACCUCGCAGAAGAGUGCAGUGCAAGACAUUUCGGUGGUGCAAUCGUAUAGCAGUUGUGCUGUUCGCGAUGACACCGCCAAAGCGGAACUGUGCAGUUUAACAGUCGUUCUCGGUCCCCGUCAGCUUGCAGAGCGAGAUUUGCAAGCCGCGCAGGUAGCUACCAAACUGGAUGGCAUUAACAAAAUUUCGAACGGAGCCGAACCUGGUGAAGUUUCUGAAAGCCAAGUGGAGCGAAUGAGUGAUGAGCAGUCUAAUGGCUGCGUUGAGCUGCGUCACCGGUGCGAUUGCCAGGAGCAGCAGCAGCAACAGAUGGAGAAGGAACAGAGGAGCCGCUGGAAGACUCCAGCCAACAUGUUGCCCACAGGUCAGCACCGCCACCACCCCGCCAGGAUUCGCCACGACAGCGACCGGCUCGUCGACGAUCUCGUCAACGAACUCAAGACCACAGCCGACCAGCGGCGCAUGCUCCAGAACGGCUUCGCGCACGACCAGUACGUAUCGACAGGCUGCGCUACUCUCCUGCUUCUUCCUACUUGA